AUGACUAUCACGCAAGUCGCCGCCGCGAAACUGCAAAAGGUGCUUAUCCUCCCCUCCCCGCUGGUAACGGCGGAAGCACAACGCCGCAUUCUGGAGUCACAAAAGUGCACCGUGUACCUGCGUCCAUCGGCCAUGAAAGCUGAAGUAGAUGCAAUUCUGCAUGAUGCACCUCAUAUCCAGACAAUCAACAUCCCAGACCUUGAACAGUUCCUCCAUGAGACCGAAUCAGAGCCUGUCACAUACAGUAAAACAUGGGACGAGGGCAAAAACGACCCGUGGCUGGUGUUCCACACCUCGGGGACGACCGGAAACCCUAAGCCGGUGACCUGGACGCACUGGAUGAUGGCCUCGAUUGACAUGAUGGCAGCCGCCCCGAACAUCAAGGACAGCAUGGUCCACCGUGCCGCCAACCACCGACUCUUCACCCCGACCCCCUCACUCCACCUAACAGGAAUGAUGCUCAUUAUCGCCACAACAUCCUACGUAAACAUGACCGCUGUCCUCGGCCCCUCCACAGCCCUCACCCCCGCCACCGUGAUCUCCGUCUUCCAAAACACCCACAUAGACGGCACCCUCCUCCCACCAGCCCUAAUCGACGGCCUCUGCCUGUCAGAAGCCGGACUAGCCGCUCUCCGCAGUCUCAGCUUCCUGAUGUACACCGGGGCCCCGCUAGCCGCCAAAUCCGCCGCGCUGCUGACCCCCUACAUCCCGGUGGUGAUCAACGGAGUGGGCACCACCGAAGCAGGGGGAUACUUCGCGACGCACCACGAGCACCGCGAUGACGCCGACGCGUACCUGUGGCUAUCAUUCGCGCAGCAGAAGGGUGCAAUGUUCGAGCCCCUCAUCGCCGACGGGCUGCACGAGCUGGUGUUCACUUACCCGCAUCUCACGCGGUUCGAGACCCACGACCUCUGGCGCCCGCACCCCGUCCACAGGGACCUGUGGCAAAUCGUCGGCCGCACGGACGACUACGUGCCCCUCUCGCAUAGUAAUGGGCUGCAUGCCUCAUCGCUGGAGCCGGAGAUCACGGCCCAUCCUGCUGUCAAGGCGGCGUUGAUCGGGGGCCAUGGGCGGGCCAAGCCGGUGCUGCCGGUGCAGUUGGUGGAGGAAAUGGCGGCAUCAGAGUUUGAGGUCGAGAGUCUCAGGCCCUAUGUGGAGAAGGUGAACGCGCGGGUUCAUGAGUGUGUGCGGUUGGGCAUGGGGCGGGUGUUUGUGGCCAGCGAGGAGAAGCCGUUUCUGUACAUCGAGAAGCAGAGUGUCGCGCGGAUGCAGAGUCUGGGGCUAUAUGAGGCGGAGAUUGAGGCGUUGGAGGGGUAG
This is a messenger RNA of Aspergillus brunneoviolaceus CBS 621.78, 1317 nucleotides long. Its product is annotated as acetyl-CoA synthetase-like protein. The transcript is spliced from 5 exons. The record is from RefSeq and is a predicted model, not a curated record. Bases 1 to 1317 code for a protein of 438 amino acids. NCBI's taxonomy places the organism in Eukaryota, Fungi, Ascomycota, Eurotiomycetes, Eurotiales, Aspergillaceae.